UGGGCUAGCGGCUGGUUGGGCUGUUGCCUGCGCGCCGCCGGCGAUGCUGGGGGGCAGCUCCGGGGCCCGCGAGCGCGAAGUGGAGGGCGACAGAGCUGGGGCCGUGGCUGCGCCGCCCGCCAUCGACUUCCCUGCCGAGGGUCCAGACCCCAAGUACGAUGAAUCUGAUGUUCCAGCAGAACUCCAGGUAUUAAAAGAACCUCUACAACAGCCAACUUUCCCUUUUGCAGUUGCAAACCAACUUUUGCUUGUUUCUUUGUUGGAGCACUUAAGCCAUGUGCAUGAACCAAACCCACUCCGUUCAAGACAGGUGUUUAAAUUACUUUGUCAGACCUUUAUCAAAAUGGGGCUGCUGUCAUCUUUCACCUGUAGUGAUGAGUUUAGCUCAUUGAGACUACAUCACAACAGAGCUAUUACUCAUUUAAUGAGGUCUGCUAAAGAGAGAGUUCGUCAGGAUCCUUGUGAGGAUAAUUCUCAUAUCCAGAAAAUAAGAUCAAAGGAAGUAGCCUUUGAAGCGCAAACUUCACGUUACUUAAAUGAAUUUGAAGAGCUUGCCAUCUUAGGAAAAGGUGGAUAUGGAAGAGUAUACAAGGUCAGGAAUAAAUUAGAUGGACAGUAUUAUGCAAUCAAAAAAAUCCUGAUUAAGGGUGCAACUAAAACAGAUUGCAUGAAGGUGCUACGGGAAGUGAAGGUGCUGGCGGGUCUUCAGCACCCUAAUAUUGUAGGCUAUCACACUGCAUGGAUAGAACAUGUUCAUGUGGUCCAGUCACAAGCAGACAGAGCUUCUAUUCAGUUGCCAUCUCUGGAAGUACUCUCUGACCAGAAAGAGGACAGAGAUCAAUUUGGUGUAAAAAAUGAUGAAAGCGGUAGCUCAUCCAUUAUCUUCGCUGAGUUCACCUCAGAAAAAGAAAAACCCUUCGGAGAAUCUAAUGUUGAAAACCAGAAUAACGAACUGGUGAACUACACUACCAAUUUAGUCAUAAGAGACACCAAUGAAUUUGAAUCGUCCAUUGAGUUCCCAGAAAAUAGUUUAACUGAUUUAUCUACCAGACCUAUUGUCAAGCAUCAGCUACCACUUAGGCAUACGUCAGACCUAGAAGAGAAUUUCACAUCCACCGAGGAAUCUUCUGAAGAAAACUUAAACUUACUGGGGCAGACAGAGGUGCAAUACCACCUGAUGCUGCACAUCCAGAUGCAGCUGUGCGAGCGCUCCCUGUGGGACUGGAUAGCCGAGAGAAACAAGCGGGGCCUAGAGCGUGUGGACGAAUCUGCCUGUCCUUAUGUUAUGGCCAGUGUUGCAACAAAAAUUUUUCAAGAAUUGGUGGAAGGUGUAUUUUACAUACAUAACAUGGGAAUUGUACACAGAGAUCUGAAGCCUAGAAAUAUUUUUCUUCAUGGCCCUGAUGAGCAAGUAAAAAUAGGAGACUUUGGUCUGGCCUGUGCAGACAUCAUACAGAAGAACACAGACUGGACCAAUGGAAAUGGAAAUAGAACACCAACACAUACUUCCAGAGUGGGUACUUGUCUGUAUGCUUCACCUGAACAGUUGGAAGGAUCCGAGUAUGAUGUUAAGUCAGAUCUGUAUAGCUUGGGUGUGAUCCUGCUAGAGCUCUUUCAGCCAUUUGGAACAGAAAUGGAGCGAGCAGAAGUUUUAACAGGUUUAAGAACUGGUCAGAUACCUGCGUCCCUCAGUAAAAAGUGCCCAGUACAAGCCAAGUAUAUCCAACACUUAACUAGAAGGAACUCAUCCCAGAGACCAUCUGCUAUUCAGCUGCUGCAAAGCGAACUUUUCCAAAAUUCUGGGAAUGUUAAUCUCACCCUACAAAGGAAGAUAAUAGAACAAGAAAAAGAAAUUGAAGAACUUAAGAAGCAACUAAGCCUCCUUUCUCAGGACAAACGGGUUAAAGAUGACAUGAAAGAUGAAGGUGUACCUAUCUAGCCUUAAUUAGGCUGUAUCAGUAAUGUGAAAUUGUACUCAAACUCUUAAAAUAGCCAACUGGAAUGUAAAUUUUCAAUCUUUAUAGGGUAUAGAUGGUGUAGUUCUUAAUUGUAUUUAGUAAGCCUGUACAAGACUUCUUAAAGUUGUAAAUGUACUCCCAAACUGCUUUUUCCUUAAGUAGUUCUCUCAUGAUCUAGCAUCUUGAACUUAAGACUGCUCUAAAUUAAUCCUAUUUGGCUCUCU
Molecule: messenger RNA, 2182 nt
Organism: Galeopterus variegatus (Sunda flying lemur)
Lineage: Eukaryota; Metazoa; Chordata; Mammalia; Dermoptera; Cynocephalidae
Gene: EIF2AK1
Product: eukaryotic translation initiation factor 2-alpha kinase 1
Exons: 15
Coding region: 44-1939 (631 amino acids)
Biological process (GO): protein phosphorylation
Molecular function (GO): ATP binding; protein kinase activity
Source: RefSeq, a predicted model, not a curated record